AAAUCUCCCUGGUGUCUCUCGGAUCAUCGGGCAAUAGGUCAUUCAAAGACCAAAGAUUUGAAAGAGGGGUAUUAGGUCGGUAAGUGAACAUGAGUUCGAAAGGAGUACCGUAAAAUGGGGUGAAUAGGAACAGUGGGGUGGAAAGGAACAAAACUUCAUGUAAAUAUAAAAAAAAUCAUGUGAAGCAUAAUUGCAGUGCAAUGUCUUUGAGUUAAUUUUUUGUCAGUUUGCUAACAUGAUACUAAGAUGAGAAAUUAUAUUUUACACUGUUGGUACCACUGAGUAACAAAUAACACAGCUGUAAAUUUUGUGCUCUAGAUUCUAUGAAAUAUUUAUUCCCCAAAACUUCAUCUAUUAUGACGUGUGCCUAAACAAUGCCACGAAAAUAUCAACCAGUUACUGAGCGUAAGCAUGCAGAUUGCCCACCACAUAUUCUCAAGUUGGCUGUUACGCACAUUCAAAAUGGUCUUUCUUAUAGAAAGUGCUCACAAAAAUACAACAUUCCAACGACAGUGUUGCACAGACACGUUAAGAAAGGAGAUAAAAUAAAAAAAAAAGGUGGACAGACAGUUUUAAGUGAGGAGGAAGAGAAAAUAUUGGUUGAUCGUCUCCAAGUGUGUGCUGAAUGGGGAUAUCCCCUAGAUUCGCUUACCUUGCGAUUAAUUGUAAAAGAUUUUCUUGAGCGACAGGGAAAGAAUGUGCCCAGAUUCAAAGACAAUACACCUGGUCGCGAUUUUGUUUAUUCAUUUUUAGAGCGUCAUAAAGAAGCUCUGUCAGCUCGGAUGUGCCAGAAUAUUAAAAGGGCCAGGGCAGCAGUGUCACAUGAUGUCAUAUCUAAAUACUUUGAUGAACUGGAGAAAGAGUUGAUGAAUGUUCCCCCUUCUCAUAUCAUCAAUUUCGAUGAAACCAAUUUGAGUGAUGAUCCUGGAAAGCGUAAAUUAAUUUUCAGGCGGGGUUGUAAAUACCCUGAACGUGUAUUGAACUCUUCCAAAGCUUCCAUUUCAGUCAUGUUCGCGGCAAGUGGAGAUGGGAAAAUCUUGCCUCCCUAUGUCGUGUACAGAGCACAACAUUUGUACGACAGUUGGAGGGUAGGUGGACCACAAAACUCAAGAUACAACCGUACCAAAUCUGGUUGGUUCGAUAGUUUUUGUUUCAGUGAUUGGGUGGAGACAAUCGCCAUACCCUAUUUGAAGAAACUUGAUGGGACAAAAUACUUGAUUGGGGACAAUUUAGCUUCUCAUCUGUCAGUUGACAUCAUACAGCUCUGCAACAUUAACAACAUCAAAUUCAUAUUUUUACCCACAAACUCUACACACCUCACACAACCUCUCGAUGUUGCGUUCUUCAGACCCAUGAAGAAUUCAUGGCGUCAAAUCUUGGAAGAAUGGAAGAAGGGACCAGGCCGAAAUGAGGCAUCUGUACCCAAAGACAAAUUUCCUGGCUUGUUAAAGAAGUUGGUUAGCACACUUAAAGAAGAUAAUGUACGAUCUGGUUUCAGAAAGUGUGGCAUUGUGCCUUUAUGUCGGAACAAAGUCCUUCAGAUGUUACCAAGCAUUGACAGCAGCGCCCAGAGCGAAACUCAAUCAACUCAACAGUCCCCAGCAGUGCAAGCCAUAGACAGUACUUUUAAAGAGCUGUUGAAGAGCUUACGGCAGUCUGACUCUCCCAAAACCCGACAGAAGAGAAGAAGAGUUACGGUUAUUCCUGGCAAAAGUAUGGAGGUGAAAGACUUUGAAGAAUCUGCAGUUGUGUCUGAACCAGGACCCUCAGGACUAGAAACAAAUGGUAGAAAGCUUGCUGGAGGGGCCCCCACAAAGAAGACCAAAAUUCCAGUAAUCACAGAAUCAUCAUCAUCUGAUGACUCAGAUUAUUGUGUACAAGAAAGUGAUGAGUACACAUUGCAAACAAAUUCUGAAGAGGAACCACGUUUGGGAACUCAUGUUAGUCAUGUCACACCGGUAUCGACAAGUGUUCAUCAUCCAGGAGACUAUUUGGUGGUUAAAGUGUACGGGAAAUCAAAGAAUGUCUUCAGACUCUAUGUCUGCAAAGUAAUGCAUCCAGAAGAUGAUGGUUAAGUAGGAGUCUUUUA
Bacillus rossius redtenbacheri is the source of this 2089-nucleotide messenger RNA. RefSeq lists its product as uncharacterized. The transcript has 2 exons. Gene Ontology annotation, molecular function: DNA binding. The coding region runs from base 375 to 2075 and encodes 566 amino acids. Gene Ontology annotation, cellular component: nucleus. The record is from RefSeq and is a predicted model, not a curated record. NCBI's taxonomy places the organism in Eukaryota, Metazoa, Arthropoda, Insecta, Phasmatodea, Bacillidae.